AUGGCACAAGACAAUGAAGGCAGCUCUAGUUCCAUCGUGCCCAAACUAGUCAUCCUCUUAGUCGCCAUAGCUUGUGCUGGCUUCAUAAUUGCGUUGUACCAUUGCAUCCGUGUCGGUUGGUGCACACAAUACCAGCAACGUCCCCCUCUGCAACCGCGAAAUAGGCCUUUUCCUUUCAGACGCGAGGAGCAGCAGAGCAGCGUUGAAAAUUCUAUUGCAGAGCUCAUUCCUGUACGUAAAUUUAGCAAGACUAAUUUGGACUUGGAGGGCGGGGAUAACCAUACGUGCUCCAUUUGCUUGUGUGAAUUCGAAGAAGGGGAGGAGCUACGUACAUUGCCCGAAUGUGUUCACUCUUUUCAUGUAAGUUGCAUUGAUAUGUGGUUUUAUUCGCAUACUAGUUGUCCGUUGUGCAGAACUGAUGCUACGCCAUCUCCACGGGGACUCAUACAUUAUUUGGAGUUGAAUUCGGAAAGGCCAGCUCCAAGGCAAGGUUUAGAAUCCAGUGAAGUUUGA
Molecule: messenger RNA, 513 nt
Organism: Daucus carota subsp. sativus
Lineage: Eukaryota; Viridiplantae; Streptophyta; Magnoliopsida; Apiales; Apiaceae
Product: RING-H2 finger protein ATL52
Exons: 1
Coding region: 1-513 (170 amino acids)
Source: RefSeq, a predicted model, not a curated record